Prorocentrum cordatum is the source of this 927-nucleotide messenger RNA. NCBI's taxonomy places the organism in Eukaryota, Dinophyceae, Prorocentrales, Prorocentraceae. The record is from the annotation of a GenBank genome assembly.
AUGGCGCAGUCUGCGCGGGCGGCCAGCGCCGCGCGCGCCUCGCUGCCGUGGCGGAGCUUGGAGCGGGUGUACUGCGUGAACUUGGACAGGCGCCCCGAGCGCUGGAGCUUCAUGCAGGAUCAGUUCGAGAAGCUCCAGCUGCCUGUGCAGCGCUUCAGCGCGGUUGACGGGCGGACUCUGGACGUGCCUCACCUGGCGGAGAUUGGCAUCAUCGCGAAGGAGGCGAUGCCAAGAUAUUACCUGCCGACCGAGAUGAAGCUCUUCGGCACGGACCUCACCGACGGUGGCAUCGGCUGCGCCCUGUCCCACAUGAUGAUAUGGAAGGACAUCCUCCAGCAGUGUGCAGCGGGGACGGCCAGCUCCGACUCCAAAUUUCUCGUCAUCGAGGACGACUGCGAGUUCGCAGAGGGCUUCAGCGAGGAGGUCCUGCUCGAGCGCCUGUCUCACGUACCGUCGGACUGGGAGCUCGUCUACCUGGGCGGACAGGACCUGAUGCACAAGCAGCACCUGUACCCAGUCGGGCGCGGCGUCAGGAGGCUCUACAAGGGCUUCCGGGAGACCACCGCGUACGUCGUGAACGAGGCAGGGGCGAAGGCGUGCCUGGAGGUGUGCGUGCCCAUGUAUUGGCAGGUCGACACCCACCUCAACGACGAGUCCCUCCGCGAGGGCCUCCGGCCGCCGAGAGAGGGCGAGCAGGAGUUCACCAUGCGGCCCCGGGGCUACUGCCUGCACCCGCCCAUCUCGGCGGCUCGCAGGGGCGGCCCUUCGCCGGAGUGGCCCGGAUCUCCGCAUACGUGUGCGUGUCUGGUCCGUACUGGCGCUUCGCCAGUCGAGGGUCUCAAAGUGCGUAGCGUAGCUCUUGCGUGUGGCCGGGUCCAUCGUGGCGCAGAUGAGGGAGGGGUUCCCCACGGACGUUCAGAAGGUUGA